CUCGGCCGGCAGCGGCCACUGGCACAAUUUAAUUCCGAUCAAAGAGUGAAGCCAUCGGAGGGAUUUACUUUAUUCCACCUUUCAUUUCAGCCGUCCUUUAUUUUAUUCAACUCAAACAAUGGCAGACACAGAGACAAAAGUUGAGUGCAGCUCGGACAGUGCCAAGGGCCUAAAAGAGAAGAAGACUGUGGAGGAGGCAGAAAAUGGCAAAGAUGCUGCCACCAACGGAAAGAACGAGGAGAAUGGGCCCGAGCUAGAUGAGGAUGAGGUGGAUGAAGAGGAAGAGGAGGAAGAGGAGGAGGAUGGCGAAGGUGAAGAUGAAGAGGAUGAGGAUGAGGAUGAUGAGGACGAAGUCGUAAGCGGCCAGAAGCGGGCCGGCGGCAGCGACCACGAGGAAGAUGAUGAGGAGGAGGAGCUCCAGACAAAGAAGCAGAAAACUGACGACAAUUGAUGCGUUUCCCCUCCGCGCCAUCCUGCUGAACCACUUCCUGAUUCUUCACCUCUGACCUUUUUCUGUCAAAGGUGGAGGGGCUGGAGGACUGAUUUAAGAAAAGAAAAAUAAUAAUAAUAAAAAUCCAGCAUGGUCAUUAGCAAGUAGAGUUCAACAUUCAUGUCCGCACACUCUCCCCUUGACUGCGACAAAUUUUCUAGAGGAAUCCGCCACAGUGACGCAGAAUCCGACUCAACAACAAAACACCACAAAUGGAGAAUUUGUUUGUAUUUUUAUUUACAUUUUAUAUUUUUGUACAUAUUGUUGGGGGGGGGGGGUCAGUUUCUCUCGUCAGAUCAAAUCGGUGCUUCUCUAAGAAAGAUUUUACUUGGUUGACCAUGUUAUGAUAUCAACAGAUGAUUGAGGAAAAAAAAAAAUUUUUAAAAUUCUUAAGCCGUUGAACUCAGAGCAUUCCAGUAAAUUUAAUGUAUGUACUUUAGCUGUACCAUAACUAGUUUGUUUGUAUGGGAGGGUUAAGGCCAAAGAAAAGAGCCUCUUUUCUUUUCUUUCCUUUAUUUUGUUUUUUGUCAGCGACUUUUUGUUUUACGACGGCCUGUUUUGAUGUAUGUGCGGAGUUUGUUGUUUGACAAUAAACCGGACUUUAUUUUGUGAGUUGUA
This is a messenger RNA of Thalassophryne amazonica, 1108 nucleotides long. RefSeq names its product prothymosin alpha-B-like. Gene Ontology annotation, molecular function: histone binding. Gene Ontology annotation, biological process: negative regulation of apoptotic process; positive regulation of transcription by RNA polymerase II. NCBI's taxonomy places the organism in Eukaryota, Metazoa, Chordata, Actinopteri, Batrachoidiformes, Batrachoididae. The record is from RefSeq and is a predicted model, not a curated record. Gene Ontology annotation, cellular component: nucleus. The transcript has 5 exons. The coding region runs from base 119 to 451 and encodes 110 amino acids.